AUGGGUCCUGACAGGGGUGGAGCCCAUCUCAUGGCGCUCUGUGCCGUGUCUUCAUUCAUUUGGCUCUCAUACUCCCUCGAGAAACACUCCCUGGACGAGAAAAUCCGGCUUUCUUCCUUUUCUAUCCUCUUCGUCUCUAGCAUCAUCACCUUUGGUCUGAGCUUCUUUUCCGGCUGGUUACCUGGCGCUACCGGCCGGUUCGACGACGAUAUCGGGCCGCUCAAGGUCACCCAUGUGAACCAUCCACCCAGGCCCCGCCGUUACUUCCUGCCCGCCCUCGUGGCAUGUGUUGUUGCCAGGGUUGAGCUCUUCAAAUGGGUCGAGUAUGAUCUUCAAUGCUCCAAACCUGCCCUCGAGUGUCUUCUACCUCUGGCCCUGCUCUCCAUCGAGUUUGUCCGGCAUGUCUCGCCCAAGGCCGAGGCGGAUAACGAGGAUGACAUGGCCAACACCGUCUUUGACGACGUCACGGCAUGGUUCUUGAGCUCCAAGUCGAUGCUGGUGCUGAGUAUUUCCCUCCCUACAUAUGGCGCCUAUCUGGCCUUGCAGCCCAGCGCCAGGUCGACUGUGUUCUGCUCAGCCGCGGAUCCCAAGGUCUUGGUCGUCUUCUCGCAAUGGAUCAGCCUCGGACUCGACUCGGCCAUCUUGAUCCUGGCCUGGCGCAUUCUGGCCUGGACUCGCACCACCCGGAGUCGUGUGAAGACCCUCAGCUACGUCUUGCAUCUGAGCGCCGUCGGGGUGGGUUUCAUUGUCUUGCUCACGAAGCUCACAAAGACCGCGUCCAUGGCCAGCAGUGCAGCACUGGCGAUCAAGGGCAUAGAUUCCCUCUACGUGUUUGAUAUUGUCGUCGACAGCUUUGUCUUUUCCGCUCUCUUGAUUUCGGGCAGCCUCUUCCUCUGUGACUCGACACCGCUGAACCUGACUUGCCUGAUCACCUGUGUUGGCGGCCUCUUUGCUGCCGUGCAUGGCGUGCUCCAGGUUGGAAGCUUCACAUCCAUGUCGGCUUUUAAAGCCUGGUUCCCGCUCCUCAUGCUCUGUCUGGGCUUUUCCAUGUUUCUAUUUCACACCAAUCAACGCUCCAUCUUCUUCAUCCGGAGAUCAUUUCUCGUGCUCUUUCUCUUCCUUCUCAUCGUCGGUAGCGGGAUUUACAGUUUCUUAGCAAGCAAAAUCAUCCGCGAGCACGCACUACACAAGCUCAUAUAUGACAGGAGGAUUGGGCAGGAUCGAUGGCUACGCCACGCGAGUAUAUCGUCCUCGCUGCGCGUUGCUGCUCAGGAAUACAAAGAGAGAAAUGAUGGACGCGAGCCGCCGAAAGGCUUCGACGCCUGGUAUCAAUUCACCACCGAUCGUCAGUCUGUCAUCAUCGAUCACUUUGAGCAGACGAGGCAAGACUUGCUGCCAUUCUGGGGCAUGAAGCCCUCGGACCUGCGAGACAGCGUCAGGGCCUUAUCGACAGAGCCAGAGAUGGCCAUCGUGACAGUCAAGGACAAGGCGGUGUCUCACAGCCUCCCACCCGAGAGCCCUCACAAGCAAGCCGUCGAAGAGCUCGUAGGGAUGGUCAAGACUUUCGUGCAACACUUGCCGGACAUGGAAUUCGCCGUCAACCUCGACGAGAGCCCACGAGUUCUCACCCCGUGGGCCGACUUGCAACAGCUGAUCAACAAGGGCAAGCCGGGAAAGCUCAGCCUCCUGGCACAGCGAUCGCUGGAGCAGGUUGCUGACGGGGUGUCGCUCCGGCGAGACGCACCCGGACCAACAGCCCUCGAUGCGCACCACAGACCUCAUCUUUCUCCCCGUGACUUUCGGCAAAUGAACGCCAUCACUUGCCCUCCAGGCUCAGAGGCCAGGUCUGGUACAUACUGGGAUAUCCGGGACUUGUGUGUCACCUGCCUAGCGCCUCACUCGCGGGAGCAAUUUCUCGCCAACUGGGACCUGUCGACCCGGCUAUGCCACCAGCCAGAUAUCCUAAAACUACACGACUUCUACCUUACCUCACCCGCCUCGCCGCCAUGGCAGGAUCUCAGGCCCGUGUUUAGCCGGUCAAAGACCGAUGCGUUCAGCGAUGUUCUGAUACCGCUGCCGCGGGCCGGCGAGGAGAAAAUGGAGGAGGAUGCGGGGAAAUCUCUGGAGAUGAAGAAGGACAGUCUGACCUGGCGAGGCAAGAUGGAGCAGAGCAACCCGAGCCACUCGCUCCUACGGGCUGGCCACCAGACGCGGCUCGUCCACAUGGUCAACAACGCCACGUCGUCGGAGAAGACGCUGAUCCUCCUGCCCUCGGCCUCCAACGGGGACAUCUGGACCUACGAGCGCACCCGGACCGCCGAGCUCAACAAGGUGCUCCCCUUCGACGUCGGCUUCAGCGACUGCGCCGCCGGCUCCGCAUGCGACGAGUUGGGCGGCGCGGCGCCGCCCGCCGACCCGCUCGACAGCCGGUACGUGCUGCUCACGGACACGGCGCGGGGCCCGCCGCGCCGGACGCUCGCGGCGCUGCGGUCGACGAGCGUGCCCUUCGUGGCCUCGGUCUUCCGCGAGUGGUACUCGGAGCGCCUGGCGCCGUGGCUGCACUACGUGCCCGUCGACGUGCGGCUGCACGCGCUGCACGGCACGCUGGCCUACUUUGCGGGCCUGUCGGGCCGGGGCGCGGUCAACGGGCGGGACCCGCGGUGGGACGCGGCCGCGGCGGACGCGAGCUGGAUCGCGGAGCAGGGGCGGCGGUGGGCGGGGCGGGCUCUGCGGAGGGAGGACGCCGAGAUUUACCUCUUCCGCCUGCUGUUGGAGUGGGGGAGGCUUGUGAGCGACCAGAGGGAGGGGAUGGUGUUCCGGGUUGGGGAUAAGAAGGAGAAGGAGAAGACGUGA
Molecule: messenger RNA, 2853 nt
Organism: Thyridium curvatum
Lineage: Eukaryota; Fungi; Ascomycota; Sordariomycetes; Thyridiales; Thyridiaceae
Exons: 5
Coding region: 1-2853 (950 amino acids)
Source: RefSeq, a predicted model, not a curated record